AUGGAUGAAUUUCUAGAUUCUCAAAAAGAAAGAAUUCAAGAGGCGUUAGAUUUGGGUGAGCUUACAACCGAUAGGGGCUUGAAUCAAGAACUCGGUCUUUCAAGAACUUGUGAUACGCGUUGGGGAUCUCAUUUUAAAUCUUUCAACAAUUUUAUUCUUAUGUUUGGCUCUAUUCUUAAUGUUCUUGAAUCACUUGUUCUUGAUGCACGAUUAUUGGAUGAAAGAGCCAAGGCAAUGGGAUAUCUUGAAGCUUGCCGAACAUAUGAGGUUGCGUUCAUGUUGCAUUUGAUGAGUGAUGUUUUAGCAAUCACAAAUGAGCUUAAUAAAUACUUACAAAAAAAGGAGCAAGAUUUGGCAAAUGCCAUGCUACUUGUUGAAGUAGCAAAAAUAAGGUUGCAAGCGUAUAGGGAUGAAGAAUGGGAUUCUCUUAUUGCUAGGGUGUCUUUAUUUUGUAUCAAGCAUGACAUUUUGGUACCUAACUUUGAGGAGCCAUAUGUUAGCUCUUUAAGAUCACAAAGGAGACUUGGUGACAAUAAAGUCUCACAUCAUUAUCGUGUUGAGGUAUUUUGCAAUAUUAUUGAUUGGCAACUUCAAGAACUUAUAGAUCGUUUUGGAGAAGCGACGACUGAUUUGCUUCAUGGAAUUUCUUGUUUGAAUCCAAUUGACUCAUUUUCAAGUUUUGACAUCAGGAAAAUAAUGAAAAUGGCUAAAUUAUAUCCUGAUGACUUUAAUGAAUUCAGUAUAGGUUCUCUUGAGAAUCAACUUGCAAGUUACAUUAGUGAUGUUCGUGAUGUUGAUGAAAGGUUCUCCAAUCUAAAAGGGCUUUGUGAUCUUUCAAAAAAAUUAGUACAAACAAAGAAGCAUUCAAAUUAUCCUCUUGUAUUCCGCUUAGUGAAACUUGCUUUGCUUCUGCCGGUUGCCACAACAUCCGUUGAAAGAGCCUUUUCAGCAAUGAAGUUUAUCAAGAAUGACUUGCGGAGUCAAAUGAGUGAUGAUUUUUUUAGUGGUUGUUUGGUGCCUUAUCUAGAAAAAGAUAUAUUUGAUAAUGUUUCUAAUGAUGCUAUUAUUAAGACAUUUCAAGAUAUGAAACCUCGUAAAGUUCUCUGUGUAUAUUUGUCUACAAAUAUGGACAGCUUAUAUGCGGUGAAAAAAGCUAUUAUGGUGCUAUGUUGUGUUUUGCUUGAGAUGCAAUCUCUUGUUUUGAGUAGCGGUAGGCUGGUUACUGAUGUUCUGAAUCCUAUGGCUAGUACCUAUAAAAUGUCAUUAUCCUAA
This is a messenger RNA of Lycium barbarum (goji berry), 1272 nucleotides long. RefSeq lists its product as uncharacterized. The coding region runs from base 1 to 1272 and encodes 423 amino acids. The record is from RefSeq and is a predicted model, not a curated record. The transcript has 4 exons. Gene Ontology annotation, molecular function: protein dimerization activity. NCBI's taxonomy places the organism in Eukaryota, Viridiplantae, Streptophyta, Magnoliopsida, Solanales, Solanaceae.